Hippocampus comes (tiger tail seahorse) is the source of this 2972-nucleotide messenger RNA. RefSeq names its product FAST kinase domains 2 (gene fastkd2). The record is from RefSeq and is a predicted model, not a curated record. Bases 342 to 2303 code for a protein of 653 amino acids. The transcript has 11 exons. Gene Ontology annotation, biological process: regulation of mitochondrial mRNA stability; mitochondrial RNA processing. Gene Ontology annotation, cellular component: mitochondrial matrix; ribonucleoprotein granule. NCBI's taxonomy places the organism in Eukaryota, Metazoa, Chordata, Actinopteri, Syngnathiformes, Syngnathidae. Gene Ontology annotation, molecular function: RNA binding.
GGACUGAUUCAAACGGUGCACACAUCUCGAAGAGGCAUGUGAGAACGCAAAUUAACUAUAACAAUUUAAAAAACAUUAUUAACAUUUAAAGUACAGCCUGUUCGCUGUUAAAUGAAAUGACUUUGAGUUUAAGGCAAUGACAUGGUGGACUUAUUAUUUGACGUUUCGUAAACAUUAGCAUGUAGCAUGCAGUCACUGGCAUUUUGCUCGUUGUUGACCUUGCGAUAAUUUCAGUAGACAGUCCGACACGAACGUUGAAUCACUCGGCUAAGCAAAAUAUGUAAUCGGUAAUUAGUAACAGUGUCUUGAUUAUGUGAACGCACUCACAAUCUUGGUGGACAAUGUCUCUGUGGUUGACGCAAGAGGCCAUGAGGCGGUCUCUACGCUCCUGCAUCUUUUCGGUCAAAUACUGCAGCUCUAUAGCGGCAAUUUCGGGCAAGAACUCAUGUUCCUCCAAACAACGGUUGGCACACAUUCGUGGCACAAGGCAAAUCAAUUCAUGGCGGCUUUCUAGUUUAAAAAGUUCCGUGAGGUUUCAUUCGCAGGAUGCCAAUUUGGGAUCAGAGGAAACUAACUUUGGCCCGACCCCAGUGGCGGAGUCCUUAGUUCUGGAUGAGAUACACCACCCCUUAGGCCAGAGUCAGAGAGGGUCCCCUUUCUUUGAGCUCCUGCUGCACUGUGGCUCUCCAUCAGAUGUGCUUGACCUCAGCCAACAACAUCCGCCCACCCCUCAACAACUGAGCAACUGCCUCACACAUAUGUGGGCCAGCAUCAAGAAGAUGUCGGAUGAGCAGAGGCGAUGUGAGCUGCAGCUGAUGUUCGAGCAUCCUGCAUUUGACCAGCUGUUGCAAAACGUCAUGGCCAAUGUAGGGUCCAUGCAAUGUGAAGACAUGGCAUACUCUCUGUUGGCUAUGGUGAAUCUCGGUGUGCCUCAAAGGAGCCGUGUGGUCCAGCUGUAUCUCCGUGCCUGUCAGGAGAAGUUGAAUGACUUUGAUGAGAAGAGUCUAUCCAUUUUGGCCUCCUGUCUGGCACAUAUGGAGAGCACCCCCAAUGUUGAUGCACUGAAACACGGCUUGAGGCUGGUGGUUGAGGAGCACCUUCCCAGGAUAAAGAAUGUCGUGGCGCUCCAGACCGUGAUGCGCCUCUUGGGGAAAGAUAUGUCGCUUGACCUCAAACGGAAACUUGAGCAAAAGGCCUUAUCGAUGAUAGAGCGGUUCACCCUUCCCAAUGCACAGUACAUGAUCUCCACCAUGGCCAAGAUGGGCUUCUAUUCCAAACCGCUGCUGGAUAUCUGCAGUCAGAGAAUUACUGAUAAUCUCCAUGGAGUCCCAUUUAACCGACUGUUAAAAGUGCUGUUGGCAUGUCGAGAGCUGCGCUACAGAGACUUUAGCCUGCUCACUGGCAUCUCGGACUACAUUGCCUCCACAUUCGACAUAUGGAGCCAAAAGGAGGUUGUCCUCUUCCUCUCAGUGUUUGAGAGCCUUGCCUUUUGUCCCACUCCACUGAUGGCGGCAUUUGCCCAAAGAGUCAUCACCAAUCCAGAUACUCUGAGUCUUAAAGACCUUCUCUGUGUCCUCAAUGUGUACGCGUCCCUCAACUAUUGCGUGCAGCAUAACAGAGAGCAGUUUCUGCAGAGUCUCAGCAAAACUCUGGACUUCUACCUGCCCAGGAUAUCUAGUUAUGAACUGUUAAAGGCUUGUUCUUGUCUGUGCCUUCUUGGCCACUUCCCAUCCUUGCCACUGGAGAAACUCCUCCAGGGUAUCACCCUGGAGGAGCUGAGUAGCAGAGCAGCAAUGUAUCCCAGGAGACAGGAGCAAAUGUUUCAGACAGUGCACCUAUGCCUCCAUCUUGAUCAGCCUGUCCUCCCUCGGCCUCUGAGUGUCCCCGCAACAAUGCUGGGAGAAGUGACAUCCAGCGGUCCGCCCGUCAAUCAGCAUCUCUUGCAGCUCCUGCGAAGGUUGUUGUCCGACCAAGCAGAUGUAGCGCUACAGGAAAUGGUGGUUGUGGAGAACUUCCACUUCAUAGAUGGCGUGAUAACCAAACUUGGGGCAAACCAAACCCCCAGUGAAGAAACACAAGCACAAAGAAUGGCAGUUCUUUGUCCGCCUUCCUCUGCUUUCUGCUUUGGGACAUCUCAACCCCGAGGUCUGCUGGCUGUCAAACUUCGCCAUCUAGAGAUUUUAGGGUAUAUUCCAAUUAUGAUAACAGAACAGGAGCUGAAGUCUGAAGAGAAGGCCACGCAACUCCUCACAGCACGAAUCUUUCCGGAAAGGCCAGCCCCAUGUAUGACAAUCAGUAUCUGAUCAUCUGUGCCACUGACACGAAGGUUGAAGGUUUGAAACCUCAGCCCAGAUGACCUGUGAAUAUGCUACCAAUUGCAGUUUAACCCAUUAGUGCAUUUGUACAAUCUCCAAUUCCAAAGAAGUUGAAACCUGAACAAAAUACGGACAAAAUGCAGACCGCUUGACUGUUGAGCAACUGAAAUUGUACAUCAAGCAAGAAAGGGAAAGAAUUCCACCGACAAAGCUUCAACAAUUCAUGUCCCCAGUUACCAAACACUGAUUGAAUGUUGUUAAAAGGAAAGGAGAUGUAACACCGUGGUAAACGUGCCCCUGUCGCAGCUUUUUUUGGAUCGUGUUGCAGGCAUCAAAUUCAAAAUAAGUGACUAUUUGGGGGAGGGGGCAAAUCACAGUAUGAACAUUAAAUACCUUAUAUUUGGUGUAUUCAAUUGAAUACUGUAUAGGUUGAAAAGAAUUUGCAAAUCAUUGUCAAGCCAUCCAUCACAGGUCUCGAGACAAACUUUUUGCACUGGUUGGUCUUGUGCGCCCAACUUUUCUUCUUUGGUAAAUUAGCACAAAAGUUAGGUGCACCCAAUUUUCCCUUUGCGUCGCAUUCAACGCCAUAGUUUUAUAGGUUCACCCAUUUUUUGGGACGAAAUUGCUGCAAAUAUUAAACAUUUAAUACAAUGGUAU